This is a messenger RNA of Oryzias melastigma (Indian medaka), 4708 nucleotides long. RefSeq names its product xenotropic and polytropic retrovirus receptor 1a (gene xpr1a). The record is from RefSeq and is a predicted model, not a curated record. Gene Ontology annotation, biological process: cellular response to phosphate starvation; phosphate ion transport. Gene Ontology annotation, molecular function: inositol hexakisphosphate binding. Lineage: Eukaryota; Metazoa; Chordata; Actinopteri; Beloniformes; Adrianichthyidae. Bases 473 to 2551 code for a protein of 692 amino acids. The transcript is spliced from 15 exons. Gene Ontology annotation, cellular component: plasma membrane; Golgi apparatus; cytoplasm.
ACAAACUGGUUUUCAGAAGCCAACGGAGUAAGAAAAAAGAAGGUGUUUGUUUUUAGAAGCAGCGCUGUCAACAGGAGGUCCCAGCGGCGCGUGCUGCCACCGCGCGCGCUGCUGACGCAACCACGUCAGUGGAGUUGACUGCAUGGCGGACCGCAAUGUCCCCAGAACUGCCCAGGGAGGGACCGAGCAAAGUCACGGGGCGACUCUCAGCGUCCGCGGCCCGACCACCUGUUAGAGAGCAGCCGCUGCCCUUCCAGCCCCGGUGGUGACAGAAUAUUAUGCGGGGCGGAAGAGCGCGCUGUGCGGGACGAGCCUGAAGAAGCGGAGAGGGGAAGUGGAGCGGAGUGAAAGCGGAGCGCACGCGGACGCAAGUUGCCUGACGGAACAAAAGUCGCGUCGACGGGGAAAAAAGCAAGGACAGGCGCGCGCGGAUUAACCCCAGCUUUUUAGGGGAAACUUUUUAUCGGUAAAAAUGAAAUUCGCGGAACAUCUGGCGUCUCACAUCACUCCGGAGUGGAGGAAACAGUACCUUCAGUAUGAGGCGUUCAAGGAUAUGCUGUAUGGCGCCCAGGACCAAGCUCCAUCAAUAGAAGUCACAGAUGAAGACACGGUGAAAAGAUACUACGCUAAAUUUGAGGAGCAGUUUUUCCAGACCUGUGAGAAGGAGCUUCUGAAGAUCAACACUUUCUAUUCAGAAAAGUUAGCAGAAGCACAGAGGCGAUUUGCGACCCUGCAGAAUGAGCUGCAGUCAUCGCUGGACGCUCAGAGGGAGAACAACGCUCCGCCGAGCCUGCGGAAACGCAAGACGAUGUUCCACCUGUCCCAGGAGGAGCGCUGCAAACACCAUAACAUCAAGGACCUGAAGCUAGCCUUCAGCGAGUUCUACCUCAGCAUCAUCCUGCUCCAGAACUACCAGAACCUGAAUUUCACCGGGUUCCGGAAGAUCCUGAAGAAGCAUGACAAGAUCCUGGACACCACGCGUGGGGCCGACUGGCGUGUGGCUCACGUGGAAGUGGCGCCUUUCUACACCUGCAAGAAGAUCACGCAGCUCAUCACUGAGACAGAGACCCUGGUGACCACCGAGCUGGAGGGAGGGGACCGGCAGAAGGCCAUGAAGAGGUUAAGAGUCCCUCCGCUGGGGGCCGCUCAGCCUGCUUUGGCCUGGACAACGUUCCGCGUCGGUCUCUUCUGUGGCUUCUUCAUUAUUCUUGCCGUCACUUUCGUGAUCAGUGGUGUUGCGUUCAUCCGCUAUGACAGAGUGUGGCCUCUGGUGCGGAUCUACCGCGGCGGUUUUCUGUUAAUCCAGUUCCUCUUCCUGUUGGGCAUCAACACGUAUGGAUGGAGACAAGCUGGAGUCAACCACGUUCUUAUUUUCGAGAUCAACCCCAGGGACAACCUCUCACACCAGCACCUGUUUGAGAUCGCUGGCUUCCUGGGGGUCCUGUGGUGCCUCAGCAUCCUGUCCUGCCUGUACUCGCAGCAGACCUCCAUCCCCAUGCAGAUCAACCCCCUCAUUCUCUACGGCUUUAUGGUGCUAUUCCUCAUCAACCCCUUCAAGACCUGCUACUAUAAAUCUCGCUUCUGGCUCCUUAAGCUGCUGUUCCGUGUCUUCACAGCGCCGUUCCAUCGGGUGGAGUUUGCAGACUUCUGGCUGGCGGAUCAGCUCAACUCUCUGGUGUUUAUCCUCAUGGAUCUGGAGUAUCUUGUCUGCUUCUACAUAUUUGAGCUGCAGUGGAGCAACAGCAAGGGGCUGCUGCCCGAGUCUGAAGAUCACGUGUGCCACAGCUACUCGUACGGCCUGCGCGCCAUCAUCCAGUGUCUGCCCGCCUGGGUCCGUUUCAUCCAGUGCCUGAGGCGUUACCGCGACACCAAGAGGGCUUUCCCACACCUGGUGAAUGCUGGGAAAUAUUCCACCACCUUCUUCGUCGUCACCUUUGCAGCCCUCUAUGCUACACACAAAGAUCAAGACCAUGCCGACGCAGAGACCUUCUUCUACAUGCUGAUUGUGUCCUCCACCGUGAGCUCUCUCUACACUCUGAUGUGGGAUCUGCGUAUGGACUGGGGUCUGUUUGACCGCGGGGCCGGAGAAAACACCUUCCUGAGAGAAGAGAUAGUUUACCCACACAAGGCUUAUUACUACUGCGCCAUCGUGGAGGACGUGAUUCUGCGCUUCGCCUGGACGGUCCAGAUUUCUCUGACCACAAUCAUGAAGAGCAACUCUGUGGGGGACAUUGUGGUCACGGUGCUGGCUCCGCUUGAGGUUUUCAGGCGCUUUGUGUGGAACUUCUUCCGUCUGGAGAACGAACACCUGAAUAACUGUGGCGAGUUCCGUGCCGUGCGGGACAUCUCAGUGGCGCCGCUCAGCGCUGAUGAUCAGACUCUGCUGGAGCAGAUGAUGGACCAGGAGGACGGCGUCAAGAACCGCUCGGGCAAGAAAACCUGGAAGAGGUCUCACAGCAUGACACUCAGACGUCCUUUAAUAUCGUCAUCACAAUCGAAAACGGAUACAAAGGUGCUGAUUGAGGAUACGGAUGAUGAAGCCUUCAGCUGAAGCCUCAGCAUCAGCACACACAUACAGACACACACAUUACUACACUGUAGUUAUGGAGACCGCCCUCAUCCAGCAUCAGCCCGCCGCCCUCAUAUCUGUAGGUGUGACUUUCAUUAAACCUGUGGCAGGUGAGCCCGCCCUCACUUUCACACAGGUUGCCUCAUCCUUAAACCCACUUUGGUCUUUGUAAGUAUAGACAAACACACACAAACCCGCUGAAGCACAAGCAUAGUGUGAUUUUGGUCCUGAUCGCACACAGACGGACAGACAGGAAGUAGAACCUUCUUCAACAAGCUGAUAUGAAAGACCUCACUGCCUGGAACUUUCCACCAGUUUCUAUACAAAAUUCACCUUUUUCCUUUAAGAUAGUCACUUCUUCAGGUUCUUUGGUUUCCUCUGGACUUUUUUUUAAGAAUAUCAGACGACUGUUGACUUUUGCCUUUUUCUAACUACACUAGGAACAACAGGGAGAAGACAAAGCCAAUCAAAGACUACACAACAACAAACAGCAGGCAUCUGAGCACAUCUAAACAGAACAACUGGAUUUAUAUUCCUUUCAUUUCUCUGAGUUUACUGCAGUGAAACCAUAGAGGCACUUAAGGUGCUCGCUACAUGAAAACGAGAUGUUUUGAUUCAUGCAUUUCUAUCAGAUUUAUUUGUACUGUACAUAUUUGAAUGUGAAUGACCCAAUAGUUCUUAUGUGAUAUCCGUAAGACUCGUUUAAGUGAUUUUUAAUGUAUUUUCUAGUGUUUUUCCUGGUUAAACUUGUGCCAUAUUUUUAUUAGAGACCUUGUUUGAGCCCCGAUCUCAAAUUAGAACUUUCAAACCUUUUUAUGGUGUAAUAUUGAAGUGCCCUUUUAGACUAAUAUUAGCAUGAACUUCUGUUCUUGACAUUUAGCCUAAUAAGUUCAUCCAGUUUGAUCAGGAGUCGACUGUGCACGUUCUGUCUGUUUGUGCAUCGAAAUUCAUCAAAUUGGAGACUUUUUAAGCCAGUUAAAAUGUUAAAUGAAAAAAAAAAGCAUAUUUAAGCGUGAAAGUCAGAAAUUAGUGGCGUUUCUUCAACGUCGAUUUGUCUUUUGUGUUUGGUUGUGUUGUUAGAGGAAAGCAGGUUUUCUCACUCAAAUGCAAUCAAAAUCAAUAUGCUGUGUAUCUGACGACGGCUGUUACCUCCCCUUUACCCGCGCUCCCAUCUGAAGAGGAUUUGUUCAAGCUGCUUAGAAGGAGCCUGGCUUUUAGAUCAACAGUGUUUUUGAUGUUCGGCGCUCUGAUGUUCCUCCCUGUGGCUACAUCGAUCAUGAGAUGAGAGCACAGAUUUUAUCCUCAUAAUAACUCCUUUUUUUCUGCCUCAGCAGCUGGAGAUUCUCUGUGGAGAAAAAAAAGAACUAAAACAGAAUAACAUAAAAAAAAACACUAAAAAGGCUGUUUUCCUGCAUGCUGCUCUUGUUUUACUGUGUACAUAGGAGUUAAUUUAUAAUAAAUUGUACCAUAGUGUUUGUUGUGAUAAAGAUGGAUUUUAUUUGAUGCCAUAAAGUCAUAAGAACCUUUUUUGGUUUAUAAUCCCACCUAUUUGCAAAUGUUUAAAUGUGUAAAGAAAAAAAAAAGAAAAAAAAAAAAAAGUACUGUAUGUUGUUAUUCUUCCAUUGGUCACCUGUGUGGGUUUUUACGUGCAGGUGGACUUGUUUUUGUACAGUUGUGAAUGUGCAUGAACCUCCAAGCUUUGGUAAGAGUCCUGCAGACGGCACUUGGAUAUUUUUCCACUGGAUCAGACUCUGACUGAGCUCUUCCCGCCCACCUUUUGGAGGAGGCGUGGCCUGCGGCGCUUUAAGGUGUUCGGAGAAGCAAACAGGGUUAUUUAAUGUACAGUUUGAGGACAUUUUUUCACACGUCUCUUCUUUCUCCAGUUUGAUGUGAUCCCCGCUUUUUUCUCUCGAUGUGGUAAAGCUAAACGUGGUAGUCCGUGCAGUUUGGUAGAUAGAUGUUAUUAGGAAAACAGUGAAUCCACUGUGGCUAAAUGUGAAGUGAAGAGAAAUGUCUUACAGAGUAGUUUGUUAAUGUUGAUCGUACAACUAGGAUGUUCUCUCUGAUGUAUUUGUGUAAACACUUUAGUGAUCCUGUCAUAUCUGGGUUUUAUAAACCACCUUUAUUUUGAAAAACUCA